UCUACCGACAAAUGCAUCUGUCUCUGAAACGUAAACAAACGUUCAUUUAUUCUCAACAAUGUCUUUGCUAACUGGACCCCGAAUGGUUACACGACUUUUAGCUUCCAGAGCGAAGACUAUGGCCGCAGCUUUACCUGACGAUUUUACCGUUGUCCAUAAACCUAAUAUGAAUAAAUUUAUAAUAGAUUUACCGCCACAACCUCCAAAUCACAAAGAACCAAGUCAGGCCAUCCUUGAGUAUGAAUGGAUCAAAGACAACCAAGUAGAUCUCUAUCAUACUGAAGUACCAGACCACUUUCGUGGAAAAGGGAUCGCUAAAGUCAUAGCUAAAGGUGCCCUGGAUUAUUUUGUUGACAAGAAUAUUAAAAUGGAACUGAGCUGUACAUAUCUGUCGAAAUUUGUCAAAGAUACCAAUUAUAGGUCUUUGGCAGAAUAAAUUUAAAAUGAACUUGGCAGAAAAAAAGAAGAAAAUUGUAGAAGGAAACACAUUGAAGGCGAUUAGUUUUGUCUAGUUUAAUUUUAUUUUUCCAUAAAAAAAAUAAAAAAAUGUGGGUGAAACCAUUUAGGCUUCACUUUAGGCACAUUUUUUUUUGUUUGGCAAACUUAGUUAAGAGAUAAAAUUUCUUAGGUGAAAAUAUUUUAAAAACAGAUCAGACUAGCUUAAAAGAACGUUUAACUAAAUAAUAAUUAAAAACCCUAAGAAAUCUGAAUCAAUGAGGAAACCGCUGCAUGAGUUUUCAGCCUGCUAAAAAUAGAAGCUAAGUAUUCUUCAGAUCACACUUGUAAUCCUCCAUUAAUUUCUUAACCAAAACACAC
This is a messenger RNA of Octopus sinensis (East Asian common octopus), 816 nucleotides long. RefSeq names its product protein NATD1. The record is from RefSeq and is a predicted model, not a curated record. The transcript is spliced from 3 exons. Lineage: Eukaryota; Metazoa; Mollusca; Cephalopoda; Octopoda; Octopodidae. The coding region runs from base 59 to 436 and encodes 125 amino acids.